Messenger RNA from Propithecus coquereli (Coquerel's sifaka), 2864 nucleotides. It is a transcript of the gene IMMT, whose product is annotated as inner membrane protein, mitochondrial. The record is from RefSeq and is a predicted model, not a curated record. Bases 262 to 2538 code for a protein of 758 amino acids. Lineage: Eukaryota; Metazoa; Chordata; Mammalia; Primates; Indriidae. Gene Ontology annotation, biological process: cristae formation. Gene Ontology annotation, cellular component: MICOS complex. The transcript is spliced from 15 exons.
UCCGCCCUUCCCACCUCCUUCUCAAAAGAAUCAUAUGGAGUUUGCGUUUCCGCAGCCAGGACAGCGCCCUAACGCAGGAGCCGCCGAGUUGGGGCGAAAGAAGGGGUUGCGCGUGCGCAGUGGCGAUGGCUGCCCUUCCGGUGCGCCCCGCGCGGAGAGGCGGCACAGACGUAGGCACGCACACACGCACGCACGCUUUCUUUUACUCGCGCCGCCGCAGCAGCUCCCGCUUACUCCAGCGGCGCCGUUCACUUUAUCGAGAUGCUGCGGGCCUGUCAGUUAUCCAGCGUGACCGCCGCCGCGCAGAAUUGUCUCUGUGGGAAGUUUGUCCUCCGUCCGUUGCGACCAUGCCGUAGAUACUCUACUUCAGGCAGUUCUGGGUUGACUACUGGCAAAAUUGCUGGAGCUGGCCUUUUGUUUGUUGGUGGAGGUAUUGGUGGCACUAUCCUAUAUGCCAAAUGGGAUUCCCAUUUCCGGGAAAGUGUAGAGAAAACCAUACCUUACUCAGACAAACUCUUCGAAGUGGUUCUUGGUUCUGCACCUUAUAAUGUUCCAUUGCCAAAGAAGCCGAUUCAGUCUGCUCCACUAAAAAUCUCUAGUGUAUCAGAAGUAAUGAAAGAAUCUAAACAACCUGCCUCACAACUCCAAAAACAAAAGGGAGAUACUCCAGCUUCGUCAACAGCACCAACAGAGGCAGCUCAAAUUAUUUCUGCAGCAGAUGAUACACCAUCAAUCCCAGCCCCUGCUGUUCAGCAUGAAGAAGCUAUAAAAACUGAUCACCGUGAAACUGGUGAAGGAAAACCUACGCCUGCACUUUCAGAGGAAGCAUCCUCAUCUUCUGUAAGGGAGCGACCACCUGAAGAAGUUGCAGCUCGCCUUGCACAACAGGAAAAACAAGAACAAGUUAAACUUGAGUCUCUAGCCAAGAGCUUAGAAGAUGCUCUGAGCCAAACUGGUAGCAUCACUCUGCAGGCUAUUGCAGCUCAGAAUGCUGCAGUCCAGGCCGUCAACGCACACUCCAACAUACUGAAAGCAGCCAUGGACAAUUCUGAGAUUGCAGGUGAAAAGAAGUCUGCUCAGUGGCGCACAGUAGAGGGUGCACUGAAGGAACGCAGAAAGGCAGUAGACGAAGCUGCCGAUGCCCUUCUCAAAGCCAAAGAAGAGUUAGAGAAGAUGAAAAGUGUGAUUGAAAAUGCAAAGAAAAAAGAGGUUGCUGGGGCUAAACCUCAUAUAACUGCUGCAGAGGGGAAACUUCACAACAUGAUAGUUGAUCUGGAUAAUGUGGUCAAAAAGGUCCAAGCAGCUCAGUCUGAGGCUAAGGUCGUAUCUCAGUAUCAUGAGCUGGUGGUCCAAGCCCGGGAUGACUUUAAACGAGAACUGGACAGUAUUACUCCAGAAGUCCUUCCUGGAUGGAAAGGAAUGAGUGUUUCUGACCUAGCUGACAAGCUCUCUACUGACGAUCUGAACUCCCUGAUUGCUCAUGCACAUCGUCGCAUUGAUCAGCUAAACAGAGAGCUAGCAGAGCAGAAGGCCACAGAGAAGCAACAUAUCACAUUAGCCUUGGAAAAACAAAAGCUGGAAGAAAAGCGGGCAUUUGAUUCUGCAGUGGCAAAAGCAUUAGAACAUCACAGAAGUGAAAUACAAGCUGAACAAGAUAGAAAGGUAGAGGAAGUCAGAGAUGCCAUGGAGAAUGAAAUGAGAACCCAGCUUCGCCGGCAGGCAGCUGCCCACACUGAUCACUUACGAGAUGUCCUUAGGGUACAAGAACAGGAACUGAAGUAUGAAUUUGAGCAGGACCUGGCUGAGAAACUAUCUGAACAAGAAUUACAGUUUCGUCGUCUCAGUCAAGAGCAAGUUGACAACUUUACUCUGGAUAUAAACACUGCCUAUGCCAGACUGAGAGGAAUUGAACAGGCUGUUCAGAGUCAUGCAGUUGCCGAAGAGGAAGCCCGAAAAGCCCACCAACUCUGGCUUUCAGUGGAGGCUUUAAAGUACAGCAUGAAGACCUCAUCUGCAGAUAUGCCCACUGUUCCACUGGGUAGUGCAGUUGAGGCCAUCAGAGUCAACUGUUCUGAUAAUGAAUUUACCCAAGCUUUAACUGCAGCUAUCCCUCCAGAGUCCCUGACCCGUGGGGUAUACAGUGAAGAGACCCUUAGAGCCCGUUUCUAUGUGGUCCAAAAACUGGCCCGAAGGGUAGCAAUGAUCGAUGAAACCAGGAAUAGCUUGUACCAAUACUUCCUCUCCUACUUGCAGUCCCUCCUUCUAUUCCCAGCUCAGCAACUGAAGCCACCAGAGGAGCUCUCCCCUGAGGAUAUAAACACAUUUAAAUUAUUGUCCUACGCCUCCUAUUGUAUUGAGCAUGGUGAUCUGGAGCUGGCAGCAAAGUUUGUCAAUCAGCUAAAAGGGGAGUCCAGACGAGUGACACAGGACUGGCUGAAGGAAGCUCGAAUGACCCUAGAAACUAAACAGAUAGUGGAAAUCCUGACAGCGUAUGCCAGCGCUGUAGGAAUAGGAACCACUCAAGUACAGCAAGAGUAAGGUCUAGGGAAGAAUUUUGUAAAGUCAUAUUUCAUGUCAAAGAAAAUCAGCAGGGUUUGCAACAAGGGUCCCAGAAUUGUCCAGAAAUGAGCAGGUUACAAGUACUGUUCUAAAUGUUAACACCUGUUGCAUUUAUAUUCUUUCCACUUGCUAUCAUGUCAGUGAACUCCAAAAGUGCUUUCUUUGCAACUUGUGUAACAUUUUCUGUUUUUCAGGUUUUACUGAUCAGGCUUGUGAGGCCAAUCAAAAUAAUGUUUGUGAUCCGAUCCCUACUACUAUUGAUUCUGCCCUUGGAGCAAACUGAAUAAAGCAACAAGAUGAAAACU